AGACAAAGAAAAGCAGAAGAAAACAAUCGCACGUUGCGUUUUCUUGCACCCAAACCGGAUUGCACCAUACAGUUUUUGGGACAAAGUGAAUUGUUGCCAAAAUAAACGGUACCGUUUGGCCCUUUUUAAUCAGCCCCGGUGCCAGGACAGGUGUGAAACACGUACAAAAUGCCACCGAAAAAGAAGGGCAACAAAAAGAACCAAGACUGGGACGAUGACGAUCAGUCCGAGCAGUCGUCGAUCGUGUCCGGAACGUCCGGGAAGUCAUCGAAAAAGAAGGGGGGCAAAGUUGACAACGUGGAUUCCGACGAGGAAAGUGGACCUCCAGCGGGUCGUGGUGGAAAAAAGGCACAACCGGCUCCGGCACCGACGGGCAAAAAAGGCAAGAAGGGCAAGCGUAACGAUGACGAUUGGAGUGACGAUGAGGAACAGCCUAAAAAGGGAGCGGUCGGAAGAAAAGGAGCUGAUUCAGAUGAGGAACAGGUGAAGGUGCCGGCUCCAUCCAAACAAGGUGGGAAAAAGGAAACGAAGAAGCCGGCCGCGAAAGGAAAGGGUAAGGGCAAGAAGGAUGACGAUUGGUCGGAUAAGGAGGAGAAGGAAAUCGAUCUGCUUGCUGGGGGUGGUUCGGAUGAUGAGGAGGACGAUGACGAUGAGGAAGACAUGAUGGCUGCAAUGGUAAGCAAAAAGUCGGCCAAAAAGAAGCAACCCAAAAAGGCCGCUAAGAAAGCGGCGAAAGUACAGGAAUCGGAGGAAGAAAGUGAAGAGGAGGAAGACGUAUCGGAUGUGGAGCCGGUGGUUAAGCAGGAACCUCCUAAGCAGGUUGAGAAACCAAAGGAGGAACUCAAGGUGGUUAAAGAACCGGAACCAACGCCACUACCGGCAGUCGAACCGGAAAAGAAAAAGGAAGAAAAGCCUAAAGAGAAGGCAGCCAGUGAGGAGGAAGCUGACGCGGAAGUGAAUGAAAUGGCCGACAAAGUUGCGGAUGAGUUGAACCUCGAUGGGGACGGUGAUGAUGAUGACGCUACUGGCGAAAAGGAAAAGAAACUAACGCACAAGGAAAAGAAAAAGUUGAAAAAGCAGCAAGAGUUUGAGAAACAACAAGAGGCGAUGCUGCGGAAGGGCGGUCAAGGACAUUCGGAUUUGGACAGUAAUUUCACAAUGUCGCAAGCACUGAAAACGGGCAACCAGAGCAAACACAUGGAGCAUGCGGUCGAUAUCAAGAUCGAAAACUUUACCAUCUCCGCCAAGGGUAACGAUCUGUUCGUGAACGCCAACUUGCUGAUUGCGAACGGACGCCAUUACGGUUUGGUCGGACCGAACGGCCACGGUAAGACGACACUUUUGCGUCACAUUGCCAAUCGUGCCUUUGCGAUUCCACCCAACAUCGAUGUGCUGCUGUGCGAGCAGGAAGUCGUUGCAGAUGAAACGUCCGCGGUGGAUACGGUGCUGAAGGCGGAUGUGAAACGGACCGCUCUGUUGAAGGAAUGCAAGGAGCUGGAGGAAGCGGUUGAGUCGGGUAAAAUCGAGCUGCAGGAUAAGCUGCAGGAGGUGUACAACGAACUGAAAGCGAUCGGUGCUGAUUCGGCGGAACCACGCGCUCGUCGUAUUUUGGCCGGUUUGGGAUUUUCUCGUGCGAUGCAAAAUCGACCGACGAACGCAUUUUCCGGUGGUUGGCGAAUGCGCGUAUCCCUGGCAAGGGCACUCUUCAUCGAACCUACCCUGCUGCUGCUUGAUGAACCGACGAACCAUCUCGAUUUGAACGCUGUCAUCUGGCUGGACAAUUACCUGCAGGGAUGGAAAAAGACUCUACUCAUCGUGUCUCACGACCAGUCCUUCCUCGAUAACGUCUGUAACGAAAUCAUCCAUCUAGACAACAAGAAGCUGUACUACUACAAGGGCAACUACACGAUGUUCAAGAAGAUGUACGUCCAGAAGCGGAAGGAAAUGGUCAAGGAGUACGAGAAGCAGGAGCGGCGGCUAAAGGACAUGAAGGCGCACGGCCAGUCGAAGAAGGCAGCGGAAAAGAAGCAGAAGGAAAAUUUGACCCGCAAGCAGGAAAAGGGCCGAACGAAGAACCAGAAACCGGGUGAGGAGGAUGAUGGACCGGUGGAGCUGCUGUCGAAGCCGAAGGAGUACAUCGUUAAGUUUAGCUUCCCGGAUCCACCACCGUUACAGCCACCGAUUCUUGGUUUGCAUAAUUGCCAUUUCAAUUUCCCGAACCAAAAGUCACUCUUCGUGGGUGCAGAUUUUGGUAUCGAUCUGAGCAGUCGGGUUGCCAUCGUCGGUCCGAACGGUGUGGGUAAGUCCACCUUCCUGAAGCUGCUCGUGGGUGAGCUGGAACCGAUUAAGGGUGAAGCGAAGCGAAACCAUCGCCUUCGCAUAGGACGUUUCGAUCAGCAUUCGGGCGAGCAUCUGACGGCGGAGGAAACACCGGCCGAGUACUUGCAGCGUUUGUUUAAUCUCCCGUACGAAAAGGCUCGCAAGCAGCUCGGCACGUUCGGGCUGGCUAGUCAUGCGCACACGAUCAAGAUGAAGGAUCUGUCCGGUGGUCAGAAGGCCCGUGUAGCGAUGGCCGAACUGUGCCUCAAUGCACCCGAUGUGUUGAUUCUGGAUGAACCGACCAACAAUCUGGACAUCGAGUCGAUCGAUGCGUUGGCGGAUGCGAUCAACGAGUACAAGGGUGGUGUGAUCAUCGUGUCCCACGACGAGCGAUUAAUCCGUGAGACGGAAUGUACGCUGUUCGUGAUCGAGGAUCAAACGAUCAACGAGGUGGAUGGAGACUUUGACGAUUAUCGCAAGGAGGUGUUGGACAGUUUGGGCGAGGUUAUUAACAAUCCUAGUAUAUCGGCUAACGCUGCCGUCCUGCAGUAGUAGUGAGAGCGAGAGUUUGUUUUGGGGCCUGUAUGCUGGUUACUUUAUUGCUAUUAAACUUACAUACGAAGUCAUUAGUUUCUGGCAAAA
Messenger RNA from Anopheles funestus (African malaria mosquito), 2961 nucleotides. Its product is annotated as ATP-binding cassette sub-family F member 1. The record is from RefSeq and is a predicted model, not a curated record. NCBI's taxonomy places the organism in Eukaryota, Metazoa, Arthropoda, Insecta, Diptera, Culicidae. The transcript has 2 exons. The coding region runs from base 169 to 2871 and encodes 900 amino acids. Gene Ontology annotation, molecular function: ATP hydrolysis activity; ATP binding.